AUGAGCAACAAUCAUCAGGAACAUUCCGUCGACGAGAUUUUCCGGGCACCCUCCCUGGCGGUCUCCUCGGUCCUGCACGGUGGUAUCCAUCACCCCCUGCUGCGAUCAUACCAGUCUUCUGGCCGGAACUUGGUCAAAUCCAUGUUCAUCUACCCUAUCUUCAUCACCGACGACCCGGACGCGGAGCAGGUCAUUUCCAGCCUGCCCGGGCAGAAGCGAUGGGGAGUGAAUAAGCUGGAAGGGUUCCUGGGACCGCUCGUCAAGAAGGGACUCAAGGGCGUCAUUCUCUUCGGGGUGCCUAUGAAGAUGGAGAAGGACGAGCGCGGUACACCGGCCGACGACCCCUCAACGCCCGUCAUCCAAGCGCUGAAGCUUCUGAGCCGUCUCUUCCCUCAGCUCCUCCUCGCUAUCGAUGUCUGCCUCUGCGAGUACACAUCAACAGGUCACUGCGGUAUCCUCUCACACCACCCCAAUCCCGCCCACUCUGGUGCGCCUACCCUGGACGCCGAAAAGUCCGCUCAGCGGAUCGCCGAGGUCGCUGUGGCAUAUGCCAAAGCUGGCGCCCAUGUGGUCGCACCUAGCGACAUGAUGGAUGGGCGGAUCCGAGCCAUCAAGCUGGGUCUGAUGCACGCGGGGUUGGCAAACCGGUGUGCUCUGAUGGCCUAUUCUGCCAAGUUUGCCAGCGGAUUGUACGGCCCGUUCAGGGAGGCUGCCGGGACCGGUACAUCGUUCGGAAACAGGAGAUGCUAUCAGUUCCCGCCAACAGCUAGGCAACUGGCUAGACGAGCUCUGCGCCGCGACGCAGAAGAAGGCGCCGACUUUGUCAUGGUCAAACCCGGACUGCCAUACCUCGACAUUAUUUCGGACGCGACGCAAGUCUGCCCCGACCUCCCCGUAGCUGUCUACCAAGUAAGCGGCGAGUUUGCCAUGAUUCACGCCGGAGCCGAAAAGGGGAUUUAUGGCUUGAAGGAGAUGGCGUUCGAGACGGUGGAGAGUAUGGUGCGGGCCGGAGCUAGCAUCAUCUUGUCGUACUUCACUCCGGACUUCUUGGAUUGGUUGGAUGAGGAGCGCUCGUUUUAA
This is a messenger RNA of Dioszegia hungarica, 1080 nucleotides long. Its product is annotated as porphobilinogen synthase. Bases 1 to 1080 code for a protein of 359 amino acids. Gene Ontology annotation, biological process: heme biosynthetic process. NCBI's taxonomy places the organism in Eukaryota, Fungi, Basidiomycota, Tremellomycetes, Tremellales, Bulleribasidiaceae. Gene Ontology annotation, cellular component: cytosol. The transcript has 5 exons. Gene Ontology annotation, molecular function: porphobilinogen synthase activity; zinc ion binding. The record is from RefSeq and is a predicted model, not a curated record.